Vicugna pacos (alpaca) is the source of this 1735-nucleotide messenger RNA. It is a transcript of the gene GTPBP10, whose product is annotated as GTP binding protein 10. Gene Ontology annotation, cellular component: mitochondrion. Lineage: Eukaryota; Metazoa; Chordata; Mammalia; Artiodactyla; Camelidae. The record is from RefSeq and is a predicted model, not a curated record. Gene Ontology annotation, molecular function: magnesium ion binding; GTPase activity; GTP binding.
CUGUCCACGUGGCAGCGUGCGGAGGUAAAAUAGCGAUUGUAGCCGGCGGUGACGUAAAAAGGUCGCGCCGUAAUUCAGUGCGUACGGCUUCCGCGGGAAGGGAUGCUUCUCCACCGCAGUCAUGGUCCGCAGCAGUUGCUUAUUGUUGAGAAAGUAUGGAAACUUCAUCGAUAACCUAAGACUCUUCACCAGGGGAGGAAGUGGUGGAAUGGGUUACCCUCGCUUAGGUGGAGAAGGUGGAAAAGGUGGUGAUGUCUGGGUUGUAGCCCAGAACAAAAUGACUUUAAAACAACUUAAAGACAGAUAUCCUCAGAAACGGUUUGUGGCUGGAGAAGGAGCAAACAGUCGAGUUAGUGCACUAAAAGGCUGCAAAGGAAAAGACUGUGAAAUUCCGGUACCUGUUGGUAUUUCAGUAACUGAUGAAAAUGGUAAAAUUAUAGGAGAACUCAAUAAAGAGAAAGACAGAAUUUUGGUAGCUGAAGGAGGUCUUGGUGGUAAAUUACUUACAAAUUUCUUACCACUGAAAGGCCAGAAACGAGUAAUUCACCUUGAUCUAAAACUUAUAGCUGAUAUAGGUCUAGUGGGAUUCCCAAAUGCUGGAAAAUCCUCUUUGCUAAGUAAGAUUUCUCAUGCAAAACCUACAAUUGCAGAUUAUGCAUUUACAACAUUAAAGCCUGAACUUGGAAAAAUUAUGUAUAAUGAUUUCAAACAGGUAUCAGUAGCUGAUCUUCCUGGUUUAGUAGAAGGAGCACAUAGGAACAAAGGAAUGGGCCACAAAUUCCUCAAGCAUAUAGAAAGAACUAGACAACUCCUUUUUGUUGUUGAUAUUUUUGGAUUUCAGCUUUCUUCCCAAACUCAAUACAGAUCUGCCUUUGAAACCAUAAUACUGCUUACAAAAGAGUUGGAGUUGUACAAAGAGGAGCUUCAGACAAAACCUGCACUCCUGGCAGUUAAUAAAAUGGACCUGCCAGACGCUCAAGAUAAAUUCCAUGUACUGAUGAGCCAACUCCAGAAUCCUAAAGAUUUUUUGUAUUUAUUUGAAAAAAACAUGAUUCCAGAGAGGACUGUGGAGUUCCAACACAUCAUCCCCAUCUCUGCAGUUACUGGAGAAGGAAUUGAUGAACUUAAAAACUGUGUAAGAAAGUCUCUGGAUGAAAAUGCCAACCAGGAAAAUGAUGCACAUCAUAAGAAGCAGUUGCUUAAUUUACGCAUUUCCAAUACAGUAUCUUACAGUGAGCCACCAUCAAAGAACGCUCUUACUAGUCCCAGAAUGGAUGUAACAUAAAUCAAUUAAAAAUGAUAUUGAAAUUAUGUUCAUUUGAAAGCUUUUCCACAGACAGUUUUUAGGUUAGUUGUUACUAAUCUGAUACAUAUAUAUGCCAUCAUUCAAGAACCAUACUUUUUACAGUUGUUUUGAGGUUGUCUAUCAACAGCAAAAAAAAGUAACUGCAGACUAAAAAUGACAGUUUAUAAUUUUAUGGCCAAUUCACCUAUAAUAAAAUCCUCUGAUAUUCCUAACGUAUGAUGUCCCUAGUGAGAUCAUUUUUUAAAUUAUGUAAGAGGAUUCCCUAGAGUAGUUUUAGAAGGAGCAACUAGGUUUUGUUUGUGUUUUUGAGUCUGUCUUGUACAUGGUCCCACUAAAAUAUAUAAUAGUUCUCCUUUUUGGAAAAUUUCAAAACCCUAAAUUUGAGUAUAUUCAGUGGUAAUAAAGAUCACUGAUAAUGUUUAACCCAAA